Messenger RNA from Aspergillus neoniger CBS 115656, 2082 nucleotides. RefSeq names its product alpha/beta hydrolase. Bases 217 to 2082 code for a protein of 621 amino acids. Gene Ontology annotation, molecular function: hydrolase activity. Lineage: Eukaryota; Fungi; Ascomycota; Eurotiomycetes; Eurotiales; Aspergillaceae. The record is from RefSeq and is a predicted model, not a curated record. The transcript is spliced from 3 exons.
GAUCAAUGAUGCACUUUUGUAUAUGCUUGAAGCUGGGACACUGAUGCCAUACCUUGCUCAGAUAUGGCCAUACGUGCCUUCCCUGACAGCUCUCCUCCUGGAGGGCAGUCGCGAUGCGGCCACCUGUAGUUAGGAUGUUUCGGCAGAUCAUCCAGCUCGUAGCAUUGACUCUCUGUAUCUGGCUACAUAGUGCUUGCUUGCAUACUUACAAGAUAGAUGGCUAUGUACAACAUGCUUAGCGUCGACUCCCUUCUCAGCAGGGAUCAACUCAAAGAUGAAGGAAGCGCCUUUCUAGUACCCUUCUCAAAUCAUGACAUUUCGGAAGAAUCCGCCUAUGAGUUUGAUGCGCCUGAUGCAGAGUAUAUCCAUGACUCAGUGACUGAAAAGCGCCGCCAUGCCGUAUACUAUCACCGGCCUCCCGUCUGGUGUCCUUCACGGCAGUCAAGAACAUCGAGUUUCUCUGGAAGCACCAGCAGCUGGGGUACAAAGGAAACGUGCAGUGAUCAAGCAGCUGAUGAUAGUGAGAUGCCGGAUGCACAUUCCUGCAUCGCUGAUGGCUGUGACGCUACCGCUGCAUUGGCAGAUGGGGUAUCUGGCACAGAAACCAACCAGUCGCAGUCUGAUCAGGAGACCAUUAUCCUUCAUGACUGGCCCGCUCGUGACAGGCCACAGACAUGGCAACAAUUGGGUACCGUGAGGAAAUACACUCUGUCAGAUUGGCGAGCCUCCGUAAAACCUUAUCCGAGCCGGGUGCUAUUGCAGAGCUCCGUCUGUCACAAAGGGAAAGGCAGUCCUGCACGAUUGCAAGCAUACAAGGACAUACGUCUAGGGUUGGAUGAGGAGCAGUCCAUCCACGAAGGAUCCCUUGUGAUUUGUGUUGAUCCUGCAUACACCUUGUCCGAUCAUGAUAAACCACGCUCUGAUGAGUUCGAUCUGGUUAGCGGGCAUAUAUUUGUUGUCUGCCGACUGUAUUCCGAUUUAUGGGCUCUCUGUGCCAGUGCUUCGCCGCCUCAGCCGGAGAAGGUCUCCGGUGAGUCAAUAUCAACUGAGCCUAUGCGACUAGCAUUCUUGCCACUGUGUGCAGUGACGCUAGCCGCAAAUUUUAGCGCAUUCAAUCAGAGAUGCAUCAAUUAUGCUCAUGAUAAGUCAGACGAGCCUAGGUAUCCUGGAAAUGGGCUCCCGGUUAUGCCUCCUCCACGGACUUCUAGCCUCAGCGAUGGCAAGCAGAUCUCCCGCGGAAACAGACGCCACAUCGCCUUUCCAGAGGUGGUCUACGAUACUUUCAACCGCGUCCCUUUCGAACGUCGCGAUUCAGAUUUUGUCCCAGCAGACUCUUCUCUGGAGAAUGUGCUUUCUAACCUGACCGACCGAGGAAGUCGUCGACUCCAGCGUUUAGGCAACCCGAACCUCUACACCACCUUCGCCCUCACCACUCUUCUCAUCCGUAUUCUCGGCACCCUCAUCUACUACCUCCCCCGCUUCACGCGGCCCCAUGAAGCAUGGACCUACCGCCAAGUCAUCGGGGUAAGGCUCUACUCCCUAGGGUUGAACUUCCUAACAGCAAUUGAAUACCGCGCCCCCAAAAUCCUUACCCCAGGCCGUGAAGGCAACCGCUUCAUAAUCAUCAGCCCACCAGACACCGCCAUGUCCAACCAACUAGCACUCCAUUACUCCCGCAGCAGCAUCCUCACCAGCGUCCCAUCCAUCCGUCCCGUCCCUAUCGGCGCAGUAUGGCACCCUGCCCUCCCCUCUUCCAAACCAGCUCGAGUAGUCCUUCACUUCCACGGCGGCGCGUACGUCGUCGGCGGUGUCCGCCUCAACAUAAAGGGCGGGAGCCCUAGUAUACCCAGCGAUGUGAUGAAAUCUCACGUCAUGCUGCCGCAGUAUCGCCUCUCCAUGGAAGAAAAUGCCUCGUUUCCUGCUGCCCUGAAAGAUGGGAUCACGGCUUACGUGUACUUUCUCGAGAAUCUGGGUUUAGAGCCUCAGAAUAUAAUCCUGUCCGGUGAUUUGGCGGGCGGGAAUCUUGUCCUCUCCAUGAUUAGAUAUUUGGUCGAGGAGAAGGAAGAAGGGACGGAGGCAUGA